Messenger RNA from Prosopis cineraria, 330 nucleotides. RefSeq names its product probable terpene synthase 4. Gene Ontology annotation, molecular function: terpene synthase activity. Lineage: Eukaryota; Viridiplantae; Streptophyta; Magnoliopsida; Fabales; Fabaceae. The record is from RefSeq and is a predicted model, not a curated record. The annotation marks the transcript as partial. The transcript is spliced from 2 exons.
CCAUCACGGAGAAAUCAUCUUCCCAUGGCUCUGAUCUGUUCUUCCAAAUCCUCCAUUAUCUCCUUCCAUUCCCAAUUUCCUUCCCCAACAGCAAAGGUUUCUGACAAUAGAUCUUCCUCUUUCAAACUCCAUUCUCCGCCUACUGCUAACAAAUGGAUCAUCGAUGACACAAGCCACUUGACAAGAUUUGAUCGCCCCUGCGAUAAUCUGGAAGAAAAGUUGAAGCUAUAUAAGAACGUUCUUGAGAAUGUGGGUGAAAAUUCAGUGAAAGGUUUGUGCAUGGUUGAUGCUAUGCAACGCCUGAACAUCGAUUACCACUUCCAAGAAGAA